This is a messenger RNA of Thermochaetoides thermophila DSM 1495, 4986 nucleotides long. RefSeq lists its product as uncharacterized. Gene Ontology annotation, cellular component: ciliary inversin compartment. The coding region runs from base 1 to 4986 and encodes 1661 amino acids. NCBI's taxonomy places the organism in Eukaryota, Fungi, Ascomycota, Sordariomycetes, Sordariales, Chaetomiaceae. Gene Ontology annotation, biological process: protein localization to ciliary inversin compartment. The transcript is spliced from 3 exons. Gene Ontology annotation, molecular function: protein binding. The record is from RefSeq and is a predicted model, not a curated record.
AUGAAAAAACGAAGCCUCUACGACGAAGCCUUAGUACGCUUCAAGAAGAGUGCCCUCGAGCACCAUGACUCCCCUAAGGACAAAGAACUCCUGAACGAAUUCCUCAAGGAGCGAGCUUUCCCAGAAGAAGCCAGGAAAGCUGCCGAGGCCUUAAAGAGAGAUGCCGGCAAGAAGUAUGGCAGUAAAAAGGCCGGCGACGUGGAGAUUCCAGAGUCCUGGAUCUCAAACAUCAUGGGCAACAUCGAGCUGUUCAUCAAGGCCGGCGACUUUGCGCUGAGCAACGCCCCUGAAACGGUUGGCAUGGCCUGGUUCGCCGUUAAGAUCACGCUCAAUGCCAUCCAGAGCAACUACGACCUCUACGCCUUCUUCGGCUCUGGCCUGAGCGACGUCAGCGAGGUCAUGAUUAUCGUGCGGCACUACGAUCGGCUCUAUGAUGAACGUCACAAGCCCAAUUGGAAGCCUAGUCCACUGGUCGAGAAGCUAUUUGAGGAUGUCAUUGCAGCUUAUGUCGCCGUCCUUGAGUUCUCCUACGCCAUCAAGCGCCAUUUGACGGCCGGCACCCUGUCCCGUAUCAAGCAUGGCAUCAAGGACUUCUUUGGUCUGUCCAAAAUCAAGUUCGAGGACAAGCUCAACGCCGUGACUGAGGCGAAGAAGAAGAUUUUGGAAGAGACCCAGGGUGCGUUCCAGGACAAGACGCUUAGCCAGCUGCAGAGUGCUACCACUGUGCUCUCCCAGAUCAAGGAUUGCGUCAAGCAUAUCCAAGACUUCCAGGAGACAGAGCGCCGGCUGCGUGAGGAAGCUAACGCUAAAUUCGACUCGAUUCUCAAGGGCCUGGACGAGAUCAAGGCUUCUACCAAGGUUAAGAGCCGGUGGGAUUACGCCGUCCAGGAUUUUCAAACCUUCCAGGAGUCACUCGACCCCCUGAGUGGCUGCUUCAGAAUGCUCUAUCAGACUCUGGAGAACAUUUACCCUGGGACAUGUGAAUGGAUCUUCAACGAGCCUCUGAUAGUUGACUGGCUUGCGAUCGAUGUUGACAAUCCUGACGAGGACAUACUCGUCAUUCGUGGCCCUGAAGGCUCGGGAAAGUCAUAUCUUGCAGCAGCAAUUGCUGACCGCGUCAUGCAAACUAGCAGCAAUGAUUCUGCUAUCUUAUACGUCUCAUGCAGUGAUAUGACAAGAGGCACAGGACGCGACAAUCCUGAGCAGGUGACUGCUGACAGAAUCGCUCACACCGCGCUCCAUCAGCUUUACAAUCUAGCCAAGCACGAUGAAGACACUGUUGAGACACUGGAGGCCUGCAACGCCAUCUUCAGAAAGGCCAAGAAAGAGCACGAGAAGCUGCCACCCCAUAUGCGCGACAAGAGUACCGGCUUGCCCGACUUUGGUGACGCCAUGGUCCAAAUCGCCAAUUUACUCGAUAGGGAUGUGUUCCUGAUCAUCGAUGGCGUGGAUAGGAACAGCCUCGGUGACAACGAUCAAGGCGAGCUUUUACGGAAGAUCCAAGAUCUUAGGGAUGAGUUUUCCGAGUAUGGCGAAGUCAGUUUGCGCGUUCUGGUUACUUGCAGCAACCAAGCAAAGUUCUUCCAUCAUCUCGAUAUGACCUCGCAAUCGUGGAUUGACGUCUCCCAAGGUAACCACCGUGACAUCGAGCACGUCCUCACCCAGGCACUCGAACAAAUACCAGGCCUAACUUCGGCCGAGAAGGAGGAGGCCAUAGGUGUCAUCAUGGAAAAGGCCCGGUCGAGAUUUACGUACGUCGUGAAUACUGCCAUCCCCUUCAUGCGGGAACCGUUUAGGCGUCCAUUAUCCGCGCGUUUGAAGGCGUUGCCCGAUGACAUCAAUGAUAUCUAUGCCAAGGCACUGAGCCCUCAAGGAUGGCCCCAAGCAAAGGAGAUCAUGGACUCUUUUCAAGGGAUAUAUGAUUCCCCCACGGAUGAUGGCAUUCUCGCCACCGAGAGCGAAGAUUUAGAGGAAGAUGGGUUUCCUCCGAUCGAAAAGAUCGAGUUCGAGCAGCUUCUAAAUGCAAAGGGACCAUUCUUGAGAGUCCUUGAGGAAGACCCAUUUUGGGUUGACCUUGUCGACAAGCAGUCUCUCGAAGAGUUCUUCGUCAAGCCAGGUCUCGAGUCCCAGCACGAAGUGGAGCAUCAUGCCAACGAGGAACUAUUAUGUGCGCGAUGCAAAGCGCUGCAAUCCAGCUCUACCAGCAUCACUAUUGAUCCUAAGCAAGCCCAUCUGCAGAUGGCGCUUACUUGCCUGCGGCAUUUGAAUAACCCAGUCUUUCAGAGGCGACUUGGGCUGGCUCCUGUCUUCAGCUCCCGCCAUGAUGGCCAGGCGCAAGCGGAGCCUAUAGAGGAAGACAAUCCUUCGGCGGCACCGGAAACUCAGGGAGCAGAUCCUGCACCGACCAAAGAACAGUCUGAACGUCCAACCGAGACAGGCUUUGUCGAAGCUUUCGACAAUCUCUAUGCUGCUGAAGACUCGGAGGAUGAUGAAGACAAGACUGGGAAUCCGUUCGGCGAGGAACAGCCAGAUGAGGAUGAGGAUAGUGACCCAUAUGUCCGCGAGGCAGGUCCAGCUUCGACCGAUUGCUCCUCGCGUCGUCGCCGGUAUGAAUUCGAGUAUUGGCAGUAUCAUGUUCGCGCGGCCGAGAAGCUCUGGCCUGCCGAGGAAAGGGCCGGCAACAGCACUUGGGCCGCUCUCAUGGAAGAGCUAGAUAGAUUCGCGUUUCAAACCCCUCAGUUCUUUGGCGCUUGGCAGCAGACACGUCCUCGUUUGAGAGCGUUUCCAGGAGGGCCACAUCCGCCGCUUUUUGUCGCCUCUGCCAUUGGGCUUAUCAGUUGGGUCGAGCAUCUCCUCGACCGCGGUGAGGAUAUGAACGAAUUGUCAGGAGGUUACAGUCCCCUUCAGGCAGCAACUUUCGAUCAGGACGGAUUUCCCAUCAUCAAGCUAUUUGUCCAAAAGGGCGCCGAUAUCAAUGCAUUCCAUGGUGGCGGAUGGAAUACUGUCCAUCUGUGGUUCCGUGCACACGUCGUUACUCCUGAUGAGGCUCGCUUUCUGUUGGAGCAUGGAGCUGAUCCACGUAUUGCUUCGUCAUAUGAAGAGGAACACUGGACUGCUCUUCACUACUUUGCCAUUUCUGGAGAGGAUCCGGAGGUGGUCGAUCUUCUCGUUGCCCAUGGCGCAGAUAUCAACGCUGUGCACCCCGAAGACCCGACAGCCUUCUCUCCGCUCCAUCUUCUGCUGAUGAGACCGAAAGACAUCCCACCCGCGUUGCUGAAGACCUUCAUCAAGCACGGUUGUGAUACCAACUAUGAGAAUGCGCUUUCAGCGCGACCUUUGCAGAUUGUGUGUACUCAAGACCGAUUUGAGGAGCUUAAGCUGCUACUCGAACUUGAUGUCGUAGACAUCAACGAUCAGGACCUUCACGGCACUACUGCACUUGAUGAGGCCAUUGAUGCAGGCUAUAUCAAAUGUGCGAGCCUGUUGUUGGAACGCGGCGCAAACCCCGACAUAACUGACAAACUUGGCCGAACUCCCCUCCACACGGCCGCCAUGAAGGGAAACGCCGAAGCAGUAAAACUGCUCCUGCCGUAUAGCCGCGAUCCAAACCAGGCCGAUGAUCAUGGAUGGACUCCUUUUUUAAUGGCAUGCCUGGCCAAGAAUGAGCAAUGUGCUUCGCUACUGUUGGACACUUUGAUCGAGCGCAAAGUGCCGUUGGCCGAGAUCAACAAACCAUCCCGAACUAACCGCACUCCUCUUCGUCAGGCAGCGUCCCGCGGAUUCAGUAACGUGGUGUCCAAGCUGCUUCGUGUGGCUGAAGAGAAAAACGACCCGGACGCCCUGCCCAUUGAUGCUGUCGACACACGAAAAGGAAUGGGGGCUCUCCAUCGGGCUGCCAUGGGCGGCCACGCCGCUUGCGUCCGCGCCUUGCUCGCUGCGAACCCGAAACCCGAUGUCAGCAUACGCGACAAACAGGCCAAGACGGCUCUUAUGCUCGCCUAUGAACAAUGGGCCAUCGCAAACGACAAUCCUUCCUACGAGGAAAUAGUCUCCCUGCUAAUCGACGCUGAUACCUCAGCCGCCAUCCAAGAUCCCGAGCUGGUCGCCGUCUGCGCCACUAAUGGCAGCACGGAGCUUCUCAAAAAGUUAUGGCGCCUCAACGCAGACCUCAAUCGACCCGACCGCUUUGGCUGGACGCCCCUCGAGCUCGCUCGGCACUUUGGUCGCGACGACGCCGAGGCCUUCCUCAAGCAGCAGGCCACCUGGGCCAAGCUGCUCCCAAACAAGUGGUCGUUCGUCUUCCCGGGCACUACGGCACUCGGCGCGCGGUCGAUCCACGGCAGCGAUGGGCUAUCCAUCCUGCACACCUCCCACAAACGUGUCUGCAUCUCAGCCGACAAGCCCAUCCCUCCGACCCUCGACAAGUACUACUUCGAGGUCACCCUCAAACCUAUCUCAGAAGAUAUUAUCCCUCUCUCCUUCCAACCCCGGCACCCCGAAUUCGCCAUCGGAUUCUGCACCGUCGGCGGCGCGGCAAUCCGCUUCCCCGGCUGGGCUCGCGAGUACCGGACGCCGCCAAUCCCCGGGUCGGUCGCCGAGAGCUGGGGGUACAUGGGAGAUGACGGGUCAGUGUGGGCUUCUCACUCCUCAGUGACGUAUGAUGCUGAUGAGCCGGAGGAGUGGAGGAUUAGUGUGGGGGAUACCGUGGGGGCGGGGGUCGAUUUGGUGGAAGGCGUGGUGUGGUUUACUAAGAAUGGUGCUAAGGUUGAUCGGGUGUUGGAGGGGGUUACGGGUUUAGGGAGGUUAUGGCCUGUUGUGGGGUUGUAUGAUCCUGUCUCGCUAGCAGCUAAUUUUGGGAAUGGAAGUGGGGAGGAGUUUGUUUGGAAGGGUGAGGUUGAGGAGGAGGAAGAGGAGGAUGAGGGGUCUGACGGGGAUGACGAGGAUGCUGAUGGCGAGGAAGAUGAGGAUGAGGAUGAGGAAGACUGA